Messenger RNA from Cladophialophora immunda, 3412 nucleotides. RefSeq lists its product as uncharacterized. The record is from RefSeq and is a predicted model, not a curated record. Gene Ontology annotation, molecular function: chromatin binding. Bases 95 to 2839 code for a protein of 914 amino acids. Gene Ontology annotation, biological process: DNA repair; DNA damage checkpoint signaling; mitotic DNA replication checkpoint signaling. Lineage: Eukaryota; Fungi; Ascomycota; Eurotiomycetes; Chaetothyriales; Herpotrichiellaceae. The transcript has a single exon.
CCGCGUCUGUGGCCAGCGGCAGUCCUCGCGCGAGAUUCAAUCGAUCCACGGCCGAAGUCAUUGCGUGACGGGGGUAGUUUCAGGAUGCUUGCCAAUGGCUCCUCGACCUGCCAAAAGGCAGCGCAGAUCUACCAUCGUCCUUUCAGACGACUGCGAUGAAGACGUGGACCUGCCGUCCCCCAAACCUGGAAGAGCGAGUUUCCAACGGGAGAUAACACUCGAUGGCAGGACAUCUGCAACAGUGUCUCCAGUGAAGUCUACAACGACCAAGUCCGCCUCCAGAAAGGCUGCGCCCAAGCCCUCCCCAACACCAUCACCCGAGAAAGCGAGAAAGAAUACCAAAGGCAAGAGCGAGGUAGAAAAGAACAAGUCACUGCACAACUUCUUUCAUAAGGCCACAGAGGAACAGAGAUGGAAGAGAAAGUCCGAGACGCCAAAUAUAGAGGUGGAAAAUAAUGGCGAGUUGAGCGAUGCGAUCGAAGACGACGAUCUGUCCGACGAAACCUUGCGGGAACUAGGAUUCAAUAGAGGAAGAUCCAACGCCAAUACAACCAGACAGAUACCAGCGGUGGUGUCUGCGGCAGUGAACCCCAAGCGUGAUUCCAAUGGGGAAACCCUAUCAUCGACCCAGAGAUUCAUUAGGCCUGGGGUAGCAGCUCGAAAUAUCAUUAAUACUGGAGACCCAUCUCAAUUUGACAACAAUGACCACCGCCCCUGGGCCGACCGUUAUGGUCCUAUCAGUCUCGAGGAGCUUGUGGUCCACAAGAAGAAAGUAGCAGAUGUUCAAAAUUGGCUACAGGGCAAGUUGGAUGGGCACAACAGUCAGAAGUUGCUAGUACUCAAGGGCCCAGCGGGCAGUGGCAAGACCACGACCGUGGGUCUGCUUGCGAAGGCUCUGGGCUUGCAGCUCAUCCCAUGGCACAAUCCUGCUGUAUCGGAAGUGGGUGCGGGCAACUCAAUAUCCGCGCAAUUCGACGAGUUCCUGAAUCGAGGGGGUCAAUUCAGCAGUCUGGCUUUCGACCGGGAUUCUUCGGACGGGAAUGUAAGCAAAGGAGAAUCAAACUGUCGACUUCUGGUCAUUGAAGAGUUUCCAGCAACGAUGACGAGAUCCUCGAGUGUCCUUCAAUCAUUCAGAUCCGUCAUCCUGCACUUUCUCGCCCAAGCGAACAAGCCUCCUUCCAUGACAUUUCGUGGCCAGCAGAGUCCCAAAGAUGUCUGUCCCCCUGUGGUCAUCAUUAUCUCCGAGACUUUAUUGUCAUCUUCCACAGCACUGGCGGACAGCUUCACAGCUCAUCGACUGCUGGGCGCAGAGAUCUUGAACCAUCCCUUUGUAACCACCAUGGAUUUCAACCCUGUUGCGCCUACAUUCGUCACAAAAGCGCUCGACCUAGUGAUGAAGAAGGAAGCGAGAGACUCACGUCGACGUCGCAUCCCGGGUCCUGCCAUCAUCACAAGGCUGGCUGAGAUGGGCGAUGUCCGGAGUGCCGUCAACUCCCUCGAGUUCUUGUGUGUGAGAGGAGGGGAUGGGUCGGAAUGGUCUGGCACCGUUGCGGCGAAGGCGAAACGGCCAUCGAAGAACAAGGAGAACUUGGCACUGACGGAGGUGGAAAAGAAUUCAUUGCAACUGGUUUCCCAGCGCGAAACAACUCUCGACAUGUUCCAUGCCGCAGGUAAGAUCGUCUACAACAAACGCGAAGACCCUCGUGUCUUGGACACUAGAGCUGAACCACCCCCGAAGCCCCCGGAUCAUCUCAUGCAUUUGUACACUCCAAAGGCGUCACAAGUGGAUAUUGAAGCCUUGCUCAACGAGACAGGCACAGACAUUCAGACAUUCAUUUCUACGCUGCACGAAAACUACAUCCUGUCAUGCAACGGCGAUAUGUUUGAGGAGUGUUUCGAUGGCUGUUCUGAUAUCCUCUCCACAAGUGAUGUUUUGAAUCCCGAGAUCCGCCAACUUCGCCGGCGCCACAACAACUCCAAUCCCAAUUUUGGCAUAAUGCAGUCAAACGUCCAAGCGGGAACUGCGGACACCCUGCGGCAGGACGAAAUCGGCUUCCAUGUCGCCACUAGAGGCCUGUUGUUUCAUUUACCGUACCCAGUUAAUCGAGCGGCGGUCACGGUACCAGGUGCAAAACGGGGGGAUUCAUUCAAAAUGUUUUACCCGGCGAGUCUCAGGUUGUGGAAACCCAUCGAGGAGACGGAGGCGCUCUUAGAGACGUAUGUCUAUGGUGGUGACGUGCGGGCCAGGAGAGCCGAAGGUUCUUCCGUGUUUGCUUCUGCGAGCGGGACGGGGACUACGUUCGCAGCUGGUGGUGAUGGAGGCGUGGCGAAUUGGCGGACGAAAGAAUUUGCGCUGGACACCGACACCAGUGACUCUCCGACCGACACAGCCGUCGCUAAUACCAUGCUCGAAGGCGCAGACGGGACUGAAGACAACCCACCCCCUCCAAUUGCGUACUCGAAAGAUACUCUGGCGACCGAGCUUUUGCCGUAUGUGACACGUAUCUUUGCGGCGAGGAGGCAGGACACGACGCUGUUGGAGAAGAUCACCAAGUUCAAGCCGACCAGCUACCUUUCGACGGACGAUGAAGGAUUCGAAGAAGAUGAAACGGCCACGAUUGCCACGCCGGGUGACGGGAUCGGGCGAACGCAGCAGCCGUCCACGCCAUCCGCCGGGACCACAAAGGGAGUCCUCAGCAACAACAUGCGCCUCGGAGAAAGUUUCGGCUCGACGCAGGGCCCCAGGAAUCUGAAGCACGACGUGCCAGCAGCAGCGGCGUCUGUGGGUGUGGGCGUGGAGAAGCUGUACAUCUCCGACGACGACAUUGAGGACGACUAAGACUAAGUGGGAUGAAUGAUUCCGGUGGUUUCCCUGCUUUCUGUGUAGGAAAUAUUUCAGCGAAGGAUGUCAGGGCCUUCCUUCACUUGGUGACUCGUCCCGAUCGACUCCAUUGGAAGCAGAGUGUAUGGGAGACUUGCCCAGCCAACAGCCCAAAAGGGAAGGGCGUGUACGGUGCAACGGCCUGUGACAAAAAAUAUUAAUGGCGUUAUCCGCUCCGGUUUAGGCGUCGGUUGGGAAUGUGUGUAGGACGGACGAGAAGCUGUUCUGAUGCCCAAGGGCCGGGGAGCGAACUACUACUGUUGAUCCAUACGUGCAUGCAUGCAUACAUACAUAGGAACGACAGGAGACCAAGCGGGAAUCGUGAUGCGUUCAGAACGGGAAACGGCCUAGGGGGGAUUCUGGCUUUGGUUUCCCAAGUAUUUCUGUGCCUCGUGAUUGCUCACAUCCAAGUGCUUGAACGACUCCUUGCUGGGUGCUUAGGUCCUAAUGUAUACAAUUAAGUUACAUUGCAUAGCCUGGGCUGAGGCUGUGCCGUGUGAAUCUAUAUAGAACAGUCCAACGAUACCGCAU